ACUGUAAUGCUUUUUUCUCCCUCAGUAAUAUUUCAUCUUCCCAUUUAUCAAGCAAAAUUAUCAUUUGACCUAAAUCAUUCUUCCCUUGAUCUGAUUCCACCAUCACUCAAUAGCCUAGCCUUUUUACAAGGUUCUUCACGAAUCCCCACUUUAAAGCCCUAUUUUCCUUACGGUGAAAAAUGGACACGGAGGGCUUAUCAGGAAUCUGUGCUAGUCUCGGCAUCCUCGAAGAAGACCAGACAACGAAUCGGAUGGUAUACACAAAGGGGGAGCACUGUCCAGAUGCUUUGAAGGAUUUACUGCGAUUUUUAAGACGGGACGAUCCGCAAACUCGAGAAGUAUUUAAGCAAGUUUGUAGAUGGAAUAUCGUUUCAAAAAACUUGAUUCCAAUCAUUGAACAUUGCCAACGUGAUCGCAAUUUGGUGUUAAAUUCCGUGAAAGUUUUAGUUUUUCUGUCAAUGCCUAUCGAGCCUUCUUCUAGUGAUAUCCCUCAACAGAUAGAGUAUCUUUGGAAUUUGAAGUUUUCCGUCACGAGCAGUGAUGCUGUUGCUGUUAUAGUUUCCCUUCUCGAAGGUCCACUUGAAAAUUUGGAAUGUGAAUUGUUCUCCGAGGAUGAUUGGAAAUUGCUCCAGCUGGUGUUAACCUUCUUUCGUAACAUUCUUGCCAUUCAAGAUAUUUCAUCUUUACAAAAGGCUGGCCAAUUUUUAUCAUUGAGAGACAGAUUUCUUGAACUUUUAUUCCGUGAGAAUGUGAUGGACUUGGUUAUUGUUAUAACUCAGCAGAUUGGUGGUUCUCGGGGCUAUCUUCGUCAGGAUAACUUGCUUAUGUUAGAAAUUUUUCAUUACAUAUUUAUGGGUCAAGAACCAGAGUUGCUUGUCAAAGCUCAUUUGAUGGGAUCUGAGGAGGGUGGAGAUGCCAAGGCUUGCAUUGAUGAUCUUAAGUCUAUCAUGGAAGAGGAAGCAAAGAAAAGAAGGGUUUCAAGACUCCAGCGUGCCAAUCGUCAUUCACAGUUUAGUGGAACAUUUACACGUCUCACUAUGGGUGGUUCUACAGUAGUGCACAAUGGAAACCCUAAUAAUAUUUCGCAAAAUGCUCUGCUUAAAUCUCAUAAUAGCCAUGGGAUUUCAACUCAAAAAAACAUGCGGGGGAAUGGAGAUCUACCUUCAAUGAGGAAAAAGGUUCUGGCAUUGCUUCAUGAUUUUGUGAACCAGUUUCUUUCUGGAGGCUACAAUGUAUUGAUGAAAUCCGUUCGUGAGGAUAUUGAGAAGGAACAUCACACAGUUCAGAAGGGCGACAUAAUUAUUUUCUUCAAGGUUACUGAGUUCGUUACUUCUUUUCAGUAUCACAAGUGUUUGACCUCAAAGCCAAGUGCCAGUAAUGCUACUUCUGAAGCUUCUGCUGAAAAAUGUGCUGAUAGCACAUUUUUCCAAGGGGACAUAUGUGGACCAAUUGCGGCAUCAAUGAAUGAAUCAAUGUUCCAACUUGUGAUUUCAAGAUGGCAGAUAGCAUUUGAAGGCUUGAAGGAAACUAAUGAUUACAAGUUUCUAUCUGCAGCUAGUUCUCUUUUGAAAAAUAUGAUUCGUAUGUGUGAUUUAGUGCUUGAUUUAUUUCCAGAAGAUUCUAAGGAGCCUCAGACAGCUCGCAUCCUUCUUUACAAGCUAUUUUAUGAUCAGACGGAGAAAGGAAUGACCCAACUCAUUCUGAAUCAAAUAAAAAUGUUCAACUUUCACAAGCAACCCAAAAGUGAUCUUACAGAUUUGGUAGAAACGAUGCAUGCAAUUAUGCAGCUCAUGGAGAAUCUUCAAGCACGUGGAUCAUUAAGGGUUUCUAGAAAAUCAAGGAAGGGAAAGAAGAAGAAAGCAGUGAGUGACAAUGUUACCAAAAGUGAACAGUUUGAAGACCAUGCUGCUGCAACUUAUGUGGAUGGUUCCUCAGUAUGUGAACGACCAGCAGAUCAUGUGAGAGAACAAGAAAUCCCAGUGAAGGAGACGUCUGAUCUGAAAGAAGAUAUUAAUAUUUCUCUCUUGGUUGACGAACUAAGAACCUAUGAGACUAAAAUGGGAAGUCCUCGAGAUAUGCCACAGGUUGAAAAUAAAACACCUGGUCACGUUGAUGAUAAUCUUUGUUGCAGCACUGAUGAUUGUUCUGGCGAUGAACAAGCUGUCACUGUUAAUGAAGUUGAUUUUGACGUUUCUUCUCUCAUUUCAGCCUUUGCAAACAGCAGCUUUAUUCAAAAUUUAUGCUGGUUGCUUAAAUUUUAUAGGAGCAAUUCCAUUAAUACAAAUCAAUACAUUAUAGGCUUUUUACGGAAGAUAACUGAUGACCUUGAGCUUGCUCCAAUGCUUUAUCAGUUGUCAUUCCUUACAACAUUCUAUGACAUACUAGAAGAGCAAAAGUUGUCUCCAAGUGAGGAAUAUGCAGAUAUUGUUGGCUUUCUUACUAGUUUGGUCAGGAAAAUGAUGAAGAAAAUGAAGCACCAGCCCCUUCUUUUUAUUGAAAUUCUUUUUUGGAAGACACGUAAAGAAUGCCAUUACAUUAAUGCUGAAUAUUUAUUGCAUGAACUGGGCCAUUGGAGGAAAGGAACCGGAAAUGAAGAUAGUGUUCCUGGAAUUGCAGAAGUUGGGUCCUCAAUGGCAGGUGAAUGGGUUCGAAGAAGCAUAGCAGAUGCACUGGGUGAAGAUGAAGCUGAUGUUGAAAUCUCUCAUGACAUAGGAUCAGAAAAACUGCAUAUUGGUGUAUUUGGUUGGUGCAGUGUGGAAAACUCCUUGGAAAAUGAAUCUGGAAAGAUUCGCGAAAGAAAGAGAAGGUUUGUUUUCAAUGAUGACAUGGAGGCGAAACUCAAGGAAAUCUAUGAGAACUUCAAAGACCAUCCGAACUGUAUCCGUCUUAUUGCAGAAUCCCUAGACCCUUCUGGUGGAAUUUUGCCUGCUCAAGUUUCGAACAAGCUUAAACAGUUAGGACUUAAAGUUGCACCAAGAAAAAGGAUACGGAAUGAUGAUAGACUUUUCAUUGAUGAUUCUGAUCAACAAGGGGAUGGAACCACUCUUAAUGAUUCAAAUAAUUUAGAAGAAAGUUCACAAAGGCAACAACUAAGCACCAGAAAAAGAGUCUGUGCCUUCGGCAAGGAUCAGGCAAUGAUUAAAGAUCUAUUUGAGCAAUUUAAAAAUCAUAGGAGGUGUAGUUACAUGAUUGCAAAUGCACUGGAUGCCGAUAAUACGUUUACUGCUGCCCAAAUUUCUCGCAAACUCAAGCAACUUGGUUUAUACGUUCCUAAGAAGAAAAAGUCUGAAGAUAACAUGCUGUUGAGGGAUGAGGAACCAAAUGAAACACAUGACUCCGACAAUGAGACAUUGAUAUCCUUUAGGAACAGAAAAAUGGAUAAUGGAUUGUUCAACCCAGAGUCUCCAGGACACGACGGCGAAAGAAAAAUAUCAGAUGACACUGAUGAUGAAACCCUAAGUUCUGUUCUCAGGAAAACUAGAAAGCUCCCUUCAAAGUCAAAGGAUGAGAAGCAUGCAGCAGUAAUCACCGAGAGGAAUGACAAAAUCUCUGGAGCUCAAGUCGAAAAUGACGAGACCGAAAGGGAUGGAAGCAGCCGUACACUGAGAUGGAUGUUACCAUCCACCAUGAUAGCAAGGAGGGCACUUCAGAAAGCAGCAAAGCUAUCACAUGUUUUGCCGGAGACCGGUGAGGUUGAAACUGUGCUGGAGCAAGUGGAAGACGAGUUGGCCGAUUCAGGAGAUGAUGCAGUGGUCGAUUCAUUUGUGGAAAGCUCAAUCAACAGAAGAAAACGGAGGAUGGUGAUUGAUCCUGAAGAUGAUGAUUAGAUCAGGAGCACAUUCAGGUUUCUCUCAUUCUCUGUUGCCGGUAACAUCUCAACAUCUACCGCUGCUCUGGAAAUCGUAGGAUGAGUUUAAGAUACUCAAAUAAGCAGGUACUGGUAGAGAGCUGAUGUAUAGAAUUAAUUGUUCUUUUUUGAAGCCUU
Messenger RNA from Hibiscus syriacus, 3985 nucleotides. RefSeq names its product protein timeless homolog. Gene Ontology annotation, cellular component: replication fork protection complex. The transcript is spliced from 19 exons. The coding region runs from base 180 to 3827 and encodes 1215 amino acids. Gene Ontology annotation, molecular function: DNA binding. Lineage: Eukaryota; Viridiplantae; Streptophyta; Magnoliopsida; Malvales; Malvaceae. Gene Ontology annotation, biological process: DNA repair; replication fork arrest; DNA replication checkpoint signaling. The record is from RefSeq and is a predicted model, not a curated record.